CGUGCGCAGCAGACUGCUCGCUUGCGCUUCGAUCCUCACAGUGCCAGGGUCGCCGCCCAUUUCUGCUGCACUGCGGUGGACUCUUGUCCCGCACAACUGGAAAACCUGACGAUUCACCGUUCCCCGUACUUGCACAUCCAACGACAUCGUACAUUGCUGCAUCGCAUAUCGCCGCCACAGAACAAGAGUGUGGGGUUUCCUCGCCCGCUUGCGCACUCCAAGAUCCAUCUUGCUGGUCCAUCAUGCUGGGCCCAACUUGCUCCGGACUCGCUGGCCAUUGAAAGAGCCCUCAUUUCACCAUACCCCCUCACGAUUGCGCUCUCCCGUGAUGCUAUCCAGCUACCAUCGUGCAGCCCCGGCUACGCACGAUGA
This is a messenger RNA of Colletotrichum paranaense, 372 nucleotides long. RefSeq lists its product as uncharacterized. The record is from RefSeq and is a predicted model, not a curated record. Lineage: Eukaryota; Fungi; Ascomycota; Sordariomycetes; Glomerellales; Glomerellaceae. The annotation marks the transcript as partial. The transcript has a single exon.